Messenger RNA from Prunus armeniaca (apricot), 273 nucleotides. The record is from the annotation of a GenBank genome assembly. Lineage: Eukaryota; Viridiplantae; Streptophyta; Magnoliopsida; Rosales; Rosaceae.
AUGAGCAUCGAUCACAAGCACAGCUUUGGAACACCGCUUACAAACAGUGAACGGCUCGGUAUUAUGAUUCACACGUCAAAUACCGAUCGUUCAAAGUGGGGGACUGGGUUCUGCGUAAAGUCUCUUCAACAACGAGAAGCCCUAUCGAAGGCACUCUCGGCUCCUCAUGGGAAGGACCCUAUGAAGUUGUCAGCAUUUGCCGACCUGAUACCUACCGAUUACAUGGCUCUGAUGGUCAAACCCUCGACCACCCUUGGAAUGUUGAUCAUUUAA